AUGCUAUUGGUUAAACUAGGCAUGUUUCUUCUCGAAAUCCGGGGAAAGCGCCGGUUUCUCCUUGCUGCUUUGCGCAACCUAAGUCCAGAAACCACCAGCGGUAUUGUUUCUCGUGGCUUCUUCUGGUGGCUCAAUGGCCUACUGAGGCAUGGGUUCAGGGACAACUUGUCCCCUUCAGCCCUUUACGCCGUCGAUGAGGGGCUGCAAUCUGGCAGGCUUCUCCAGAUAAUUGGCGGGCAUUGGGAUCAACAAAGAGGAAAAGGAAAACAUGCACUCUUGCGAUCGGUCUGCAGCACAACGAAACUGGCAUUUGUGUUUACGGCCAUACCCCGAUUUGUUCUGAUUGGCUUCAAGUUCUCUCAACCCUUUCUGAUGAACAGAAUCAUCAAAUACGUUGACGGGGACAAAAAAGGCCAUCCCGAGUCUGUUGGAAACGGCUUAAUCAUUGCUACUUUUCUCAUUUAUCUAGGGAACGCUUUAUCGACGGGCUUUUACCAACAUAGGCUCUUCUACUACAUCACCAUGAUCCGUGGAUCUCUGGUUUCUCUCGUCAUGACAAAGAACCUGGACUUCUAUCCGGACUCAGCGAUCGAUUCUUCAGUACCACUGACAUUGGUUAGUACCGAUGUGAGAACGAUUUGCAAAUCUUUUGAAGCCAUCCAUGAGGUCUGGGCGAACCCGAUCGAGAUCGGAAUUGCUGUCUGGCUACUUCAGAGGCAACUCGGUCUUGGUAGUAUAGGAUCGGCUAUUACGAUUAUCUGUUGUGCCAUUGGCACGGCCAAAUUAUCGAAGCUUAUGCUCCGAGCGUCUAAGAUAUGGAACGAGGGUAUCCAGAAACGCAUUACAGUCACGACGAAGGUCCUGAAUUGCAUCAAAGAAACAAAGAUGCUUGGUAUGGCGAACUUCUUGCAACAGACGAUCCAGGAUCUUAGGGUCUUGGAGUUGUGUAAAGCAAAACAGUAUCGUACCCUCAUUACGUACAUGAACCUCUUAGGCAAGUGCGAUUUUCAUGUUGUACUUUCCCUAAUUGCUACUUUUGGGAUUGCGGUUCUGGCCCAGAAUAUCAACGCCGGGUCGUCGCUUUCGAUUGCUACGGUCUUCACGUCACUUUCGAUUAUUGACCUGAUUGCCGGACCUCUUGCUCAGUUGAUAUCAUCGGUACCAAGCCUCGUAGCAUCUCUCGGAAGUUUUGAAAGAAUUCAAGCUUUUCUUGAACGAAGCACAACAGUAGCGAUCACGGUUCCGGGCAGUUCAUCAACAGUGGAAUUUACCAAAAACAGAGCAGUACAGUCCAGUAAUGGUAUUGAGCUGCAGUCCACACUAUUUGCAACUCCAAUCACCGAGGAGGAUGUUGCAGUGGUCAUGAAUGGUACCUUUGCACUGGAAGCUGGGGCUGACCCUAUUUUGCGUGAUAUCAAUCUCCGCAUCGGAACUUCAACAGUCACUAUUGUCACCGGACGAGUGGGUUCGGGUAAAACAACUCUUCUUCGAGGUCUUUUGGGAAAAAUCUCAGUGGGCGGGUUGGUCAAAGGCUUCAAGAGAGGUGUAGUUUACUGCUCACAGACGGCCUGGCUCAUCACCUCAACUGUCCAGGAUAAUAUUUUGGGUCCGAAAGAUUUGGAACUUGACUGGUACAAUCAUGUUUUGCAUGCCUGUGCUCUGGAGCACGAUCUCGCACAGCUUACUCACGGGGACCAGACUGUGGUUGGAAGCAAUGGCCAAUUGCUCAGCUGGGGCCAGAAGCAGCGCGUUGCUUUGGCACGAGCAAUCUAUUCAAGAAUGCCGAAACCCGUCCUUGAUGACGCAUUAAGCGGACUGGAUCUUUCCACACAAAAGCACGUCUGGGAAUGUCUUUUUAGUCCUACGGGGCUUAACAACGCUAUAGACUGGUUGCGAUCAGUUCUACUGACCUUAAUCGAAGUGAACUAUCUCGGUUAUGCAGAUAACAUUGUUAUUUUGGGGGACAAUGGCAGGAUUGUCCAACAGGGUAAUCUUGAAGCCAUCCGCCAUAGUGCGCACCUGAAAGGCCUCGCUAUUGAAAACAGCAUGUGUGGCAAUUCAAUGCCCUUUGAAAAGCGGGCAACAUCGGGAUCUUGCCGGCAGACUGGAUCACCAAGAAGGGAAGCAGAAGCCGAUCCAGAGCGAGACCUUUCCAGACAAGCUGGCGAUAUCACACUUCACUGGUACUAUCUGAAGUCAAUCGGGUGGACUUAUGGGUCAGCCAGCGCAGUCUUCUUGUUCUUAGACUGUUUCGUCCGUGUCUUUCCUCAACUCUGGCUCAAAUUCUGGACCGAAGAUGAAGCAGAGACAAGCUCUGCAGAUACAUCCAUGUAUUUCGGGGUCUACAGUGCCAUUUCUUUGAUAGGUUUGCUUGUGAUCGGCAUCAAUAUCUGGAUCGUGUUUGUUAUGAUAGUGCGAAAAUCAUCUCAGAGCAUGCACUGGACGCUAUUAAAGUCGGUUAUGAGAGCACCCUCAUCUUUUUUUGCCACUACAGAGACCGGUGACUUGAUCAACAGAUUCAGCCAAGACCUGUCCCACAUUGACAGAGACCUCCCUGUCGCAUUUUUCAUGACCUCGACUGCCAUUUUAGACUGCCUUGCUAGAGGUGUUCUUAUAGUGACUGGUGCUAAAUACCUGUCGAUCGUCAUCCCGUUUAUUCUCAUUGCCCUGUAUUGCCUACAGGCUUUCUACUUGAGAACCUCCCGACAAAUGCGAUUGCUCGACCUUCAAGCCCAAGCACCUCUUCUUACCAAGUUGAUCGAGACUGUUGGCGGUCUGUCGACUAUCAGAGCCUUUGGAUGGCAAGAAGCCUUCAUAAAAACAUCACUUGACCUUCUGGACCAAUCACAGCGCCCUUACUAUCUGUUGUCUUGCAUACAGCGCUGGCUAACGCUGGUCCUGGACCUGUUGGUUGGUGCUAUCGCUGUUUUGCUUGUCUCGAUGGCCCUGAUGAUUCCAAACGCAACUAUUCCUGGCGCCAUAGCUGUUGCGCUUUACAACGUCCUUGGAUUCAAUCAGUCAUUAGCUAACCUCAUCACUUCCUGGACAGAGCUUGAGACAUCGCUAGGAGCGAUCUCUCGACUUCGAACAUUUGAAUCACAGACACCAAUUGAAGAAUCACCCGCUGGUGAAGACUCGAUCAGUCUUCCGCCUCAUUGGCCUUCGCAAGGACAAAUUGAGAUUCAACGUAUUACAGCAUCAUCCUCGGCGGGUUCAAAGCCGGCGCUCAGUGAAAUCUCCCUUUCAAUCAGCCCAAAGGACAAAGUCUUAAUCUGUGGACGGACAGGAAGUGGCAAGUCGUCGCUCACUCUUGCCAUCUACAAGCUCCUGAACCUAGAUUCUGGCUCGAUCGAAAUCGACGGCAUUGAUAUCGCCCGCGUCCCCACUGACAUUCUUCGCCAACGCCUCAUCUCCAUUCCUCAGGAACCGUUUCUCUUCCCUGGAACCCUACGCACAAAUCUCUACCCCUAUCACGACGUCUUGGAUUCCGAAGAGACACCGUCAGAUGAUUCCCUUGUCACUGCACUCGAAAAGGUCACUCUUUGGUCGUUGAUCUCUAUCCGUGGAGGCCUCGACACCGAUAUCUCCGAAAUUCCAUUAUCAAAGGGACAAAUGCAGCUUCUGUGUCUUGCAAGGGCUAUUGUCAGGAAGGACUCCAGUAAAAUUCUGAUCCUCGACGAAGCUACUAGUGCUGUCGAUCAAGAAACUGAGGAGGUGAUGGGCAACGUCAUUGAGUCCGAGUUCACCGCCCAUACAGUUGUUUCUGUGGCUCAUCGCCCGGAAGCCCUACGGGGCAUUACAAAGGUGGUAACUAUGGAAUUAGGUAGGAUUGUAUAA
This is a messenger RNA of Colletotrichum graminicola M1.001, 3837 nucleotides long. Its product is annotated as ABC transporter. Gene Ontology annotation, cellular component: membrane. The record is from RefSeq and is a predicted model, not a curated record. The transcript is spliced from 11 exons. Gene Ontology annotation, molecular function: ABC-type transporter activity; ATP binding; ATP hydrolysis activity. NCBI's taxonomy places the organism in Eukaryota, Fungi, Ascomycota, Sordariomycetes, Glomerellales, Glomerellaceae. Gene Ontology annotation, biological process: transmembrane transport. Bases 1 to 3837 code for a protein of 1278 amino acids.